AACCUUAAACCUGCUACGCCGCGUUCUCUUCUUCGUCCUUGAUAGGGUUUAGUUCUCUAAAACGUAAGAUUUCUUCUAAAGGUAUCGAUGGCUAUUGAUGGGAGUUUCAACCUGAAACUUGCCUUGGAGACGUUUUCUGAACGUUGUCCCAAAGUCGCAGCUUUUCCAUUUUUCAGUUCGAUUCUCAGCAAGGGAGGAGAGGUUGUUGAAAACGAAGAGGUGAUUCAUGCUUUAGGGGAUGUGUUUCUUCACCCGGAGUAUACUAUUCCGUUGGUUCAUUGCUUCCUUCCUGUUAUAAGAAGUGUUGUAGAUAGAGUUGUGGGUCUUCUUCAGCUAGUGGAUGAUCUUAAGUCAAGUAUUGACUACUCAGACGAUGUGUCAUCAGUUUUGGAUAAUGCUAUGAAGGAAGGUAUUAGUGUGAUUGAUUUUUAUGUUCGGCGUGGACAAAAGUUGGAGCUUCAUGAGUGUGCUUGCUUGGCCUUCAGUCGUGCGCUUCAUUUGAAUACGUCUUUGUUAGGGUCUAUUCUAAAUUACUUUAAGGUGGCUCCACCACCGUACCAGCGAAUUCUUGUGAAAGAAAUAGUUUCUGAGUCGCUCAUGGAGGCUACAGAUGCGUACUUGCUUUGUCUUCGAGUAUCAUAUCGUUUUCUCGUUAUUAGACCUGAGGUUUUCUCUAAGUUGUGGGAUUGGUCUUGUUACUUGGACUCUAUGAAAAGGCUUUCAGAAUAUUCUAGACAAAAAAGGCAUUUCUUGGAAAAGCAUCGUGAUGCUGUGUGGUGUGGUAUUCAAAUUCUUUCUGUUGUUUUGAGAUGCAGUGACAGGUUAGCAGGAUGUUUUGGUUUUGAAGUUGAAGAAGCACUUUCGUGCUUGCUAAGAUGGGAGGAAUUUUGUCAGGAUAUAGAAAUAGAAAAGGCUGGAUCAUACAUUCAAUUGCCUACAUACACAGCGUUGAAGUCUUUGCAACAAUUUAAUACCCUUGUGCCUGGAAUUAACAAGCGACAAUCAGAAGAGUUAGAAACAAAUGAGCCACAUAUGAAGAUUCGGAGGCUGGACACAUGGAAUGUCAAAUCUCUCUCUGAACCAUUUGAAAUCCACUCUAGGGUGAGGAAAUCUUUUGAAAUGGUCUCAUUGGCUGUCAGUCAAAAGCGACCUGUUCUUCUAUAUGGUCCCUCGGGCUCUGGAAAAUCUGCCCUCAUUAGGAAGUUGGCUGAUGAAAGUGGUAACCAUGUUGUAUUUAUCCACAUGGAUGAUCAACUUGAUGGGAAAACGUUAGUUGGCACUUAUGUGUGUACUGAUCAACCUGGCGAAUUCAGAUGGCAGCCUGGCUCACUUACCCAGGCGAUUAUGAAUGGUUUCUGGGUGGUUCUUGAGGACAUAGACAAAGCUCCAUCAGAUGUUCCCCUCGUCUUGUCACCUUUGCUGGGAGGGCCUUGCUCAUUCGUGACCAGUCAAGGAGAGGAGAUACGGAUAGCGGAGACAUUCCAGCUGUUUUCAACUAUAUCGACACCCGAAUGCAGUGUGUCACACAUCAGGGACGCUGGAAAUUCGUUGAGUCCUCUAUGGAGGAGAAUUGUUGUAUAUCCACCAGAUCGUGAAAGCUUGCUAAGUAUCCUGAGUGCUCGGUAUCAAAACCUGGGUCCUGUUGCAGAGAAGCUUAUUGAAACAUUUGAAACCAUCAACUCUGCUCUUCGUCCCCAAUUUUCUGGUUCAACAACUGAAAACUCAGCUACUUUCAGUUCUCCAAGUAGAUUUUCACUGAGAGAUCUGCUCAAGUGGUGUGAACGGGUUCAUGGCCUGUCCUCCUAUGAUGGUCAUGCAAUUUAUCAGGAGGCAGCAGAUAUAUUCUCUGCGUCUAAUAUGUCAACUAAAAACCGAGUGACAGUAAGUAACAUUGUGGCUAGCAUUUGGAAUGUCGCCGUUCCAGAAUCUCAGCAUAAGCCCCCAAUUCAGGAAUUUUCUGGGAUUCUAAAAAUUGGUAGAGUUUCUCUUCCACUUGGUGAAACUGCGUCACAUGAUCGAUCUAGGUUUGUUGAAACAUGCACAUCUACACGAUUACUUGAGAAAAUAGCUCGCUCUGUCGAGUACAAUGAGCCAGUUCUCUUAGUAGGAGAAACAGGGACUGGGAAAACAACACUAGUUCAAAAUCUUGCACACUGGAUCGGACGGAAACUCACUGUUUUGAAUUUGAGCCAGCAAAGUGAUAUAGUUGAUCUAUUGGGAGGUUUUAAGCCUAUUGAUGCAAAGCUUAUGUGCACAAUGCUGUACAAUGAAUUCAAUGAAUUGGCAAAAAAUUGGAAGAUGAAGGGUGAUUCAGAGACUAUGAAAUGGCUGCAAAGACAUUUUAGAGCCAAGAAUUGGGAUAAUAUUUUGACUGGGUUAGUGCAAACUACAAAAAGCAUUGAAGGUAAAAUUAUUGAACGCAUUGAAGGUAAAAUUGGGGAAGCAACGUCUAGAUCUGGUAGAAAGAGGAAGAAUUCAGAAGAGCUCAAAAACUGGGCGCGUCUGUCGAAGAAAGUGGAGAAGAUACAACAACAGAUUCGUUCAGGUGGAAUGGUUUUUACCUUUGUUGAAGGUGCGUUUGUGACUGCCCUCAGGGAGGGGCAUUGGGUUUUACUAGAUGAAGUGAACUUAGCCCCACCGGAGAUAUUGGGCAGGCUGAUUGGUGUUCUUGAAGGAGUGAGAGGAUCACUUUGUUUAGCUGAGAGAGGGGAUGUAAUGAGCAUUCCCAGACAUUUGAAUUUCCGUCUGUUUGCUUGUAUGAAUCCAGCCACAGAUGCUGGUAAGCGAGACUUGCCAUUCUCCUUCCAAAGCAGAUUUACAGAGUAUGCUGUUGAUGAUGACUUAUGUGAUGAUGACCUGGAGAUAUUCGUGAGGCGAUUUUUAGGUGGACGUGGAUCUGACAGUAAGUUAGUAGGCAACAUUGUUUGCUUUUACAAAGAAGCUAAAAGGUUAUCUGAAGAAAGCUUGCAGGAUGGUGCUAAUCAGAAGCCACAGUAUAGCUUAAGGUCUCUUUACCGUGCGCUAGAAUAUGCGAUAAAAGCAGAAGCUAUUGGUGGAUUUCAGAAAGCAUUAUACGAUGGAUUUUCCAUGUUUUUCCUCUCCUUAUUGGAUGCUUCCAGUGCUAAGAUCAUGGAACCAAUAAUAAAACGUAUCUCCGGGGAAAAUAUCCGAAACCAACCACUUCAAAGAUACUUGGGAGAAUUAAAAGGCAGUUCUGAUAAAUUUGUUGGCAGUUAUGUUAAGACGAAGAGUGUAACUGAACAUCUUAAUCAUUUGGCGCAUGCCAUUUUUAUUAAAAGAUAUCCUGUUCUCUUACAAGGACCAACAUCCAGUGGAAAAACAAGCCUUGUCAAAUAUCUUGCAGCAAUAAGUGGAAACAAAUUUGUUCGAAUCAAUAAUCAUGAGCAGACUGAUAUCCAAGAAUAUUUAGGUUCCUAUAUGACUGAUUCUUCAGGGAAGCUUGUAUUUCACGAAGGAGCGUUGGUGAAGGCUGUCAGGGGUGGGCACUGGAUUGUCUUAGAUGAACUUAAUUUGGCUCCAUCUGAUGUCUUAGAGGCACUAAACAGACUGCUUGAUGACAAUAGGGAGCUUUUUGUGCCUGAGCUGUGUGAAACAAUCUCAGCGCAUCCUAAUUUUAUGCUCUUCGCUACACAGAACCCUCCUACUUUAUAUGGUGGACGCAAAAUACUGUCUCGAGCUUUUCGCAAUCGGUUUGUGGAGAUUCAUGUUGAUGAAAUUCCAGAAGAUGAACUGAGUGAAAUUCUUACCACGAAGUGUAGUAUUGCUAACAGUCAUGCUUCAAAAAUGGUUGAAGUGAUGAAAGACCUGCAACGCAAUAGGCAGAGUAGCAAAGCUUUUGCUGGAAAACAUGGUUAUAUAACUCCAAGAGAUUUAUUCCGGUGGGCAUAUCGUUUCAGGACUUAUGACGGUACAUCUAAGGAAGAACUAGCCAGAGAAGGGUAUUACAUCCUUGCAGAAAGGCUGCGUGAUGACACUGAGAAGGUAGUUGUUCAAGAAGUGCUGGAGAGACAUUUCCGUGUCAGUCUUGCCAAAGAUGAUUUGUACAAAAUGGAGCUUCCAAGGCUGGAUUCCAUACAAAACAGAAAAUUCACCUGGACUCAAAGUAUGAGGAGACUAUUUUUUCUCAUCGACCGUUCUUAUAAACUACGUGAGCCUGUUCUUCUUGUUGGUGACACUGGAGGAGGCAAAACCACAAUCUGCCAAAUACUAAGCGAAGUUAAGAAGAAAAGAUUGCACAUCCUUAACUGUCAUCAAUACACCGAAACAUCUGAUUUCCUUGGUGGAUUCUUUCCUGUGAGAGACAGAUCAAAAUUAGUCACGGAAUACGAGAAUCAAGUCAAACAGUUGGAGCUCUGCCAGGCAUUGGCGCCUUUUGGCCAAGAUAUUGUUAUUUGUGCAGAUAUCAGUAGAGCUGAAGAGUUGAUCAAAUCAAUAGAGGUAGCUCUGGAGAAGUACAAAAAUGAUUCAGUUAUAGGACCGGCCAUCACACCACAGGAUGUUGAUGUUCUUGAUAAAAUAAGGAACAAUAUGGUGAUGCUGUAUCAAAAGUGGCGUGCAAUUUUUGUUUGGCAAGAUGGGCCCCUUGUGGAAGCGAUGAGAGCUGGAAAUAUCGUUCUUGUGGAUGAGAUAUCUUUGGCUGAUGACAGUGUAUUAGAAAGAAUGAAUAGUGUGUUGGAGACAGACAGGAAAUUGUCCUUAGCUGAGAAAGGUGGCCCCGUCUUGGAGGAAGUUGUAGCUCAUGAAGACUUUUUUGUUCUAGCCACCAUGAACCCGGGUGGUGAUUAUGGAAAGAAGGAAUUGUCACCUGCGCUUCGUAAUCGUUUUACUGAAAUAUGGGUCCCUCCUAUUACAGAUACUGAGGAGCUCAGAAGUAUUGCCUUUUCUGGCCUUUCCAGUUCGAAGGAAUCUAAUAUUGUAGAUCCCAUUAUCAACUUCUGGGAGUGGUUCAACAGGUUGCAGACUGGGAGAACGCUUACUGUCAGAGAUCUCCUCUCCUGGGUUGCGUUUGUCAACAUGAUAAAUGAGAGUUUAGGACCAGCAUAUGCUAUUCUUCAUGGAUCAUUUCUCGUGUUACUUGACGGUCUAAGUCUUGGAACUGGUUUCUCUGGGAGGGAUGGUCAAGAUCUGAGAGAAAAAUGCUUCGCUUUCCUAUUACAACAACUUAAGCUUUUUGCUAGCGAUACACUCCCGUUGGAGCUUUCAAGAAUGGAGCUAUAUAGCUGGGGUGAUAACAAAACAAUUUGUGAAGAAAGUAAGAGUGUUCGACAUGAGGGCAUAUUUGGCAUCGAUCCUUUUUUUAUAAGCAAAGGUGAUGAAAAUCCUGAGAUUGGUGGAUUCGAGUUUUUAGCACCAACCACCCACAGGAAUGUCUUGAGAGUAUUGCGUGCAAUGCAGCUUUCAAAACCAAUUUUAUUAGAAGGUAGCCCUGGUGUUGGAAAAACAAGUCUGAUAUUGGCGUUGGGAAAAUAUUCUGGCCACAAGGUCGUGCGCAUAAAUCUAUCGGAGCAGACUGACAUGAUGGAUUUGCUGGGAUCAGAUUUACCUGUCGAAAGCGAUGAGGACAUGAAGUUUGCGUGGUCUGAUGGAAUUCUCUUGCAGGCUCUAAAAGAAGGCUCGUGGGUUUUGUUAGAUGAACUGAACCUUGCCCCACAAUCUGUUCUAGAGGGUUUGAAUGCAAUUUUGGAUCAUCGUGCUCAAGUCUUCAUACCAGAACUGGGCUGUACCUUUGAAUGCCCACCAACAUUUAGAGUUUUUGCAUGUCAGAAUCCUUCUGCUCAAGGUGGUGGCAGGAAAGGUCUUCCCAAGUCUUUCCUUAACCGAUUCACGAAAGUUUAUGUGGACGAGUUAGUGGAAGAUGAUUACCUCUUCAUCUGUCGCUCGCUUUACCCAUCUGUUCCUAGUUCAUUGCUUUCAAAGCUUAUUGCUCUCAACAGACAGUUGCAUGAUGGUACUAUGUUAUAUCGAAAGUUUGGUCAAGAUGGCUCACCAUGGGAAUUCAAUUUACGGGAUGUGAUCAGAUCAUGCCAGUUUAUGCAAGAGGCAAUACAUGACUUAGAAGUUGAAAGCUUUUUAAAUGUUCUGUACGUUCAAAGAAUGCGUACUGCAACUGACCGUAAAGAAGUUCUGAGUAUCUAUAAGGCUAUUUUUGAUAAAAACCCGUCUAUAAAUCCGUAUCCUCGGGUUCAGCUAAAUCCUGGGUACUUAGUUGUUGGAACUGCUGCCAUUAAACGAAAUUUGACUCAGUCUCAUAUUGUGAGUGAGCAGUUGAAGAUUUUGCCUGAAAUCCGUCAAAAUCUGGAAGCUGUUGCACAUUGUGUGCAGAAUAAAUGGUUGUGCAUCCUAGUCGGACCAUCGUCAUCUGGAAAGACUUCGGUGAUCAGAAUAUUGGCUCAGUUAACAGGAUAUCCUCUUAAUGAAUUAAAUCUUUCGUCUGCAACUGACAGCUCUGAUCUACUCGGAUGCUUUGAGCAGUACAAUGCCUUCCGUAAUUUCAGAUUGGUGAUUACUCGAGUUGAGCACCUUGUCGUUGAGUAUAACACUCUGCUAUCACAGUCUUCCCAGGAGGCCCUUUUGAGCAAUAGGAGUGGCUUAGUUUCCAGUUGGCUUUCCGAUUUUAAUAAGAUUGAAUCUUCUCUCUUGGAGAACCCUUUAUUCUUCUUGAAAGACUCUGUAACACUCUCUAAAUUAGAAAAGGUUGUAAAAAUUCUGAAACAGGUCUUGGAAGAAGGUGUUUUACACGUUAGUUGGUCAAAAAAGUAUCUGGAACAAAUCCUGAAGACUAUAUUGCAGCUGCAAACUCAUGGGAAAAAGCAGUCUACAAAGUUUGAAUGGGUGACAGGGAUGCUGAUAAAGGCAAUAGAAGAGGGAGAGUGGGUUGUCCUCAAAAAUGCUAAUCUCUGUAAUCCCACGGUACUUGAUAGAAUUAACUCGUUGGUGGAACCUUGUGGAUCAAUCACUAUUAAUGAAUGCGGGAUUGUUAAUGGUGAACCUGUCACUGUUGUUCCGCACCCAAACUUUCGUUUGUUCCUGUCUGUAAAUCCAAAAUUUGGGGAAGUAUCAAGGGCAAUGAGGAAUAGAGGCGUUGAGGUAUUUAUGAUGGGGCCACAUUGGCAGCUCAAUGAGGAAGGCUCAAACUGUGAAGAGCUUGUGCUGAGAGGUGUGGAAAGGUUUCUUGCUCUGUCAGGUAUUCCAGGUUAUAAGCUGGUUACUUCCAUGGCCAAAGCACAUGUUCAUGCAUGGCUAAAUGGUCAAAGCUUUGGUGUACGGAUCACGUAUCUUGAGCUUGAACAGUGGAUUCACCUCUUCCAACUGCUGCUCAUGAAUGGUAAUCAACUUCUGUGGAGCUUACAGCUAAGUUGGGAGCACAUCUAUCUCUCUUCGCUUGGGGUAAGUGAUGGAAAAGAAGUUGUUGAUUUUGUGCGUGAUACAUAUUUGUCAGAUGUUGAACUUUCUGGGCUUGAUUCAUUUAUGGGUGGGGGUCUGUGCCUGCCUGGAGGAUGGCCGAAGCCUUUCAACUUGAGAGACUUGACAUGGUACUCAAGAGAAACAACAGUAAGACAGAAUUGCAUGUAUCUGGAGUUCCUAGGAGCUCAGUAUGCAUCACAUCUGUCUAAAAUAAGCUACAAUGUCAAAUUGAGAGAUAGGGAGUCUGCUAGGGAACCAAGAAUUAUUUACACGAUUGAUUCUUGGAUGUUGAAAAAAGUCUUGUUUCCUAAAGCCUUAAUUGGGUCAAGCUGUGCACCAAAUGCAGCAAAUUUUGAGAAUGAUUUGGCUACAAAAAUGCUAUUGUUUGCUGCCAACUGGACAAUAGAACAGGCAACGGAAGAGGAUAUUCAACUCUAUCUUGCGUGGUUUAGUUGGUUUGGUUCUAGACUGCAACAAUACUGUCCGUUUUUGCUGUGUUUUCUCAAUAUGUUGAAGGAUGAGUUUGAGCAUCCAAUUUGGAAUCAUAUAUCUAGAUGUCGGAAAAAUCUGAAAUCCCUCUGCAGAUUGGAUCCAGAUGCUGUUCCAAUUCCUAUAUUGUCCUCCAAAUUGAUUGAUGUAGCUGCAUCAAAUGACCAGUCAAAACCUUACAGUAAAUCCCUCUUUGAGGCUCUCAACUCUAUUGGUGUUCUUCGGCUUUCGUAUCGGCAGUGGCUUGAAGAGAGCAACGACAACCACACCGAUGUAUCCUCUUUUACUCGGUUUUUGGAUUCGCUUCGCGCAUUGGAGAAAAAAAUUCUUUGCGAAAUUGUUGGAGCACCAUCUUUUAGUGUGUUGAUUCAGUUGUACACCGGAGUUAUUGAAAAACAUUCAUUGUUUUGGUCUGGUUUGGUCUCUUCCUCAGAUGAGUAUCUAUUGUUUUCCUUUUGGUCACUGAUAAAAGCUAUCAAAAAGAUGCACGGUUUUUUUCCCGGAGAAGUUCAGGUGGUUCUGGAGGAAAGCAAAAAUAUUAACAAUAUAGUUUUGCAUGGUCAUCCUGAAAAGUCUAUGCUAUGGGCUUAUGGAGGCCAUCCUUCCUUGCCGGUAUCUGCAGAGCUGUUCCAUAAGCAGCAGGAGUUUCUACAGCUCUGCAGCACAGUUUGGCCAUUGAAAUCAGAAUCAGAUGAACAAGGAAAUGAUCAUCUUACCAAAGCCAUUACAUUUUCUGGCCCUGAAUUAUGUUUGCUUGCCUUGGAAGGUCUUUGCAUUUCAUCAUACAUUGCUGACGAAGAUGAUGUAGAUUAUGUAGCUGCUGUUCAGCUCGAUGAGAUCUACCAGACGUUUUUGGAGAGGCUGAAACUAGAGAAGAAGAGACUGGAGGAUAAAAUGGGUUUCAGUGAGAAUGAUAAUACUGAAAAUAAAACUGCUUCCUGCUGCGUUUUCUGUCCAGAGAUUGUGACUACAGGGUCUGGAUUUAGCAGUUGGGUGAAGAUAUGUUUUAUUGCUAGCAGUGAAAGUUGUUCUCUAGAUGUAGAGUUACUUGCUGCCCUUCAGCACCUCUUGGUGGCACGACCUACCGAACAUCAGGAUCUUGUGGACAUUCGAAAACUGCUCAAACCGGCUCUAGAAUAUUCUUUAUCCUCAACAAGGCCUCCACAGACUCUUGUAGCUCAUCAAAAACUCCUGUGGGCAAUUGAUGCACAUGCCUCUGAACUAGGAGUGGACACCAAAAUUGCUGGUUUUGUUCUCGAGAUGUGGUACUGGUGGCAUUCUGUUUUGUGGAAAAAUAGUCAAAUUGGUCUCAUGGGCCUACAGAAUAUCUCAGACACUGGAAAUUGUCAGAUUCUGUCACCUUCUAUGCUGAUUCAGCCUGUGAAAACAGCUACCGUUUCUCAGAUUCUGCAAAAUGUAUUUUCUGUUAAGGAUUAUCCUGUUCAAUCAAUGAAACUUCUUUCUGCUUCACGAUAUCUAUGGAAAAGCUCACAACCUUAUCAAGAAAUGCCUGGUUCUCUAAUGUCAAUAGCACGUUCCCUUUUCCAACAGAUGAUAUAUACGCACCAAAAGUCAUUUGAGUCAGAAACGUUUGUGGCAAUUAAGUCUGCAUUUCAUGCAAUUGAGAAAAAACAGAACAAGAUGGAUGGCAUACAGUAUCUUAUCUCACUAAUUGGCUCAUCAAACCAUCAUAAAUUGAAAUCCGUUACUCACUCAUUUGUUGGACCAUUAGCAAAACAUCUCUAUUCUGAGUGCUCAUCAAAUGAAUUCUACCCCAAUCUUGGCUUGGCGUGGCUUUAUCUUGGAGGACUACGCUUCCAUCUUUUGAAUAGCUUAGAUGUUAUAGAUCCAGCCAUGAAGACCACUUGCAAGCUGUUAGAGCUAGAAGAGAAAAUCUCAUCACUUGAGCUAAACAUCAAGGUCCGGGGAGAAUGUGGGUAUCUGUCUGGAUUGCUUUACUCUGGAAACAGUGACGAAAGAAGUGAACAUACAUUAGAUAAGCUUAAAACUGAGCAUAAAAGAUUGCAAAGAAAGGUUAUUUUUAGAUCUGAUCCAAAAAAGUACCAGGAUUUACGAAGGGCGCUGGAUGAAUUUGCUGGAUUUCUCACACGUCCCAUAAGUCUGGUCAACGAUAUUGAAGUGCUUGAUUGGAAUCAGGUUGUUGAGCAGGUUUUCAACUGGCAGGAGACAGCAAUAUCUUUUAUUGAUCGGAUGUCAAGUGACUAUUCUGAAUAUGUCGAUAUAACUCAGCCAAUUCAAGUUUCAGUGUACGAGAUGAAAUUGGGUUUAUCACUCUUUGUAUCUGGUGCUCUCUUGGGAAAACUUCUCAACAGAUUUGACAUAGACAUGGUUGACUCAGUCAUGGAAACAAUUUAUGCCUUAAUGAGAUUUCCAAGGGACUCGUCGAUAGCUUCAACUACCUACAUCGAAUGUUUGCCACCUCUGCACCUUUCUCAUGCUGCAGAUUCUCGUGCUAAGUCCUUAGGUUUGGAUGUUGGCUUGCUGCACAAACUUAUCUCUGUUUCAAGUUCAGAAGAUUCGAGAAAAGCCUCUGAGUUGCAGCUCAAAAUUGCUCUUUAUAAAAAUCUGCAUGCUCGUGUUUUACAAUUUGUCGCAAAUACUGGGCUACUGGAUGAAGCUUCUUUUGAGUUAUUGGACAAAAUAUAUGUUGAAUUGGCGAGAAUUUGGAUGGAGAUGAAGUUUCAAGCAAAAACAAAGGCUGACAAUCUUCCUGGGCUGUACAAAUUUCGUUCCCGGGACUUCAAAAUUGAGAGUGUCAUGGAAGUAGAUAUAUCUGCCCUUGGCAAGUAUUUCCCAAACGAAAGUUUCUCUGAGUGGCAAGAGUAUCUGGCUGAUGAUGAUAUGAAGGAUAUGACACAUAUUGACCAGGAUGAGGAAAAUUUGGAGGAUGAUUGGGACUUGAUACAGGAGCAUUUGGAUAGUAUAUAUAGCACACAUAAUGAGUUAUUUGGUUUCUGUGACCUCUCUGAAAAGUCUGGAAGAUUCUGUAUUACUGACUGUAGAAGACUGGAUUCGUUUACUGAUUCCUAUGAACUUGGAGUCAGUAUGAUCAAAGGGCUAAGGGGUUUAUUUACAUCGAGCUUGGAUGCAAAACUUGUUCCAGAACACCUGCUUCGUCUUUGCUUGGAAAACAAAAAAGCCUUCACCUCAAACAAUCAGUCUGCCAGUAAAUAUAACUUUUACAAGGAUUUGGAUGGUCCUGAGCUGGGGAAAAUGGUCAAGUUUCUCACUGCACUUCAACGAAGAAUUAAUUCUCUAUUGCAAGAACGUGAGGACCAUCCUGGUCUUCAGAAACUUUCUAGUGUUCUUCAGAUGCUCUUGGAUAUUCCCUCCAGUACUCCUCUAGCAAAGGCUCUUUCAGGAUUGCAAUUUCUGCUCUGCAAGGUUCACAAGUUACAGGAAGAGGGAUGUAAAUUGCCCAUCUCUGAUCUCUUGGAGCCGAUUAUUUCCCUAGCAAGCUCUUGGCAGAAGGUGGAAUUUGAGCGCUGGCCUACUUUGCUUGAUGAGGUUCAGGAUCAGUAUGAACUAAACGCUAGGAAGUUGUGGCUUCCUUUGUUUUCAGUUCUGUUUCAGAAGGAUGGUGUUGAAAUUUCAGAAGAUGAAAACGAGUCCAUUUCACAAAGUUUGGUGGAGUUCAUUGAAUCGUCAAAUGUUGGUGAAUUUAGGAGACGUCUUCAGCUUCUCUUUUGUUUCCUUCUUCAAUUAAUUAUGGGUAGCUCGUUGGGGAUAUAUUCAAGUGAUUCACACAAGAGGAAGGUGGAAAUUUGCUACAAUAUUUUCGGAUUCUAUAUACAAUUCCUACCGAUUGUAAUGGAGCAGUUAGAUUUGAAUAGAAAAAAUGUUGAAACUGAGUUAAAGGAGGUUCUAAAACUUUGUCGGUGGGAGAGGCCAGAUAAUUAUUUGUACAAUGAGACCACUAAAAGAACCAGGCAGAAGGUCAAGAAACUGAUACACAAGUUUACGGACAUGCUGCGGCUCCCUGUAAUGCUUGUUAGGCCAGACCUAACGAAGGAACGAACUCAAUUUCUCCCUCUACUAGAUCCAGAUCUUAUGAAUGGAGCAUCCGACAUGAGGAUCGAGGGCCUAGUUAGUGCUUUAGAUGCAGAGCAAUUGAAUGACAGGUCUUCAUGGUAUGCAGUAUGGUGGAAUAAAUUAAAGGAAUCGGUAGGACGCUUUCACCAAGAAAUGCACUUCAAAACAUUGCUGAUGGGUGAAGAGCAUCAGUAUUCGUCCCCUGUCUAUCAGGGUGAUUGGAAAAAUUUGUGGAGUACAGUUGCUAGGAUUGGUGAAACCAUAGCUGGCUGUUCAGAUCUAUGGAGAAACAGUGAUAGAGAUGUUGCAAAGAAGAGGGCCCUGUUUGAACUUCUCAAGUUAUUAGAAAGUAGUGGUUUGCAGAAACACAAGUUUGAAAAUGUAGAGAUGUCAAACCACUUUAAAGGGUUGCUUUAUCAGCCAGCAUACGAUCCAAAGCAUCUGUUGCUGCUAACACAUACCGAAAGUAGCAUGCAUCCUUCCAAGGCUGUAGAAGAUCAAAACAAGGAAAAUUCACUAGUUGAGUGGAGAGUGGCAAAUGAGUUUUACUUUAAGAGCUUGGCUUCAGUGCAGCUCAUGUUAAAUAUUGACCGAAAACACUCAGAUGUAACAGCUGAGCAGGUUAAGCGGGCAAUCUCAUUUCUCAACCAUCUUGUGGAAAUACAACGGCAGCAAAGGAAAUCUGCUUAUGCCUUUACCGAACUUUUAAACCGCUUUCGCCAAUGUGUUUUAUCUCUAGCGAGAUUACUGGGUGACUCAAUUGGUGUGGACAAAAAGGAUGAUUCUGUGUUCAGUUUCCCCCAAAAUCAACAUGCUAUCUUCAAUUGCUUGUGGCUACAGAAGAAACUCUUUGAUAACAUCACUGCAAUGCUUCUUGAGGAGUCGACCUUACUGAGAACAGUUGGAAGUACACACUUGGAUUCCUGUCAAGCUGUGAAAACCUCAUCACGGAGUUUGCUCAGCUUUAUUGAAAAACUAAUUCCCAUCGCUCAAAAUUCCAAGGCUUCGCUGGAUAGGCUUCUACUUGAUUGCAACGGUUUUAUCAUCACACCAAGUAGCUGUCUUAAGCAGUUUGUCACUCAGCAUAUGGUUCAGAUGCUACGCCAGAACUUUGAUCAACUUACGGACCUUGAGAAUCAAAUUUCAAGUUUUUGUGAAGACAAUGAGAAAAGCUAUGCUAGAGACGUUCUUCUCAGUCAAUUUUCCCCUGUGUUUAAAGAGGGGAAAUUGCUGGCUGAAAAUCUGAACUGUUUACUUAACGUAAGAGACCAGUCAACUGGAAUGGAACCCAAGGAACGACUUUUUCUUGAAGAAAAUCUUGCAAGUAUAUUUUCAAAUGUUAAGGAUGUGAUUGGAAAGCUUUGUUCUUAUAAAGAUGGAAGUGUUUCUCAAGAAGAGGAAAUGAAUAUUACUACAUGGGAUGGUCUGUUUAAGAAGGCAGAAAAUGACUUGAACCUUGAUAACCUGUGUAAACUGCUGUCCGAAUCAUUUGGUUCCAUCGAACAACUGUUGAACUCUUCAGGCGUCCUUUCAGCUGGUGUUGGAGACCAGUUGAAGCAACUUCAAGCAUUUUUGGAUCUUUUAUUGAGCUUUGGAGACUGUUACCUCAAAGAGUUUUUGGCGAUAAGCAAAACGGUGUCACUGAUAACCCAUGUCCUUGCAAGUGUUCUUGCCGAUCUAUUUACAAAAGGAUUUGGCAUCUCCAAAAAUGAUGAAGAUGAUGGCUCUAAAGCUGAAAAAUCGGAAACUGCAGAAGGUACUGGUAUGGGAGAUGGUGUGGGGGCAAAAGAUGUAAGUGACCAAAUAGAAGAUGAAGAUCAACUGCAUGGCACAGAUAAGAAGGAAGAGGAAGAGAAAGAGCAAGAUGAUGUGCUGGGUAAAAACAAAGGCAUUGAGAUGAGUGACGAAUUUGAUGGCAAAGAAUACAGCGUUAGUGAGGAUGAAGAAGAAGACAAGGAAGAUGAAGAAAGUGAGGAUGAGCAGUUGGAUUCGGCAAUAGGAGAUGCGGGAUCUGAUGCCGAAAAAGCUGAUGAAAAGCCAUGGAACAAGGAUGAAGAAGAUGGGGAAGAAAAUAUGAAUGAGAAGAAUGAAUCUGGACCAUCUAUAGUCGACAAGGACACAAGAUCAAGGGAGCUAAGAGCUAAGGAUGAUGGUGUUGACACUGCCGAUGAGCCUGAGGAGUCCAAUACUUCUGACAAACCGGAAGAAGGAAACGAUGAGAAUGUAGAUCAGGAUGAUUUUGGUGAUACAGAAAAUCUAGAAGAAAAAAUCCAGACCAAGGAAGAAGCACUUGCUGGACUAACUCCUGAUGUCGAUAAUGAACAAAUUGAUGAUGACAUGGAGAUUGACAAAACAGAGGAGGUCGAAAAGGAAGAUGCAGAUCAGCAGGAAGAACCUUGUCCAGAAGAUCAAAAGCAUCCUGAAGAAGGUGAAAAUGAUCAAGAUGAAACUCAAGAGCCUGCUGAGGAAAAUAUGGAGGCUGAGGCUGAAGAUAGGUGUGGAUCACCCCAAAAAGAAGAACCUGGAAAUGAUCAUGAACAGAAACCAGAAACGGAACCAAUAGAAGGAAAAGAAGUUAUGUCAGAAGACAUGAUGAAACCGAACUUCCGUAAUGAUAAUAUUUCUGGCGUAGAGUCUGGUUCACAAAAUCCCCAUGGAUCUAAUGUGUUGGGUGCAGGAAGUACAGCACCACAAGAAAAUUUGUCUGCUACUGAUGUUACGGAUGUACUCACGGAUUCAAUGGAUCUGCCUUCGAGUAAUAAUACUGAGAUGAACCUCAUGAUGACCAACCUGGCCAAUGGUGAGACAUUGACAGACAACAUACCAAAGAUGGAAUUACCACAAAACCAGUCAUCUACUGCUCAACAAACCAAGGUGAAUCCUUAUAGGAACGUUGGUGAUGCAUUGAAGGAGUGGAAAGAAAGAGUUAGAAUCUCCUCAGACCUUGGAGAAAAGCAAGAGGCUGAAAAUGAGAUGGAAGACCCUGAUGCUAGUGAAUAUGGAUAUGCUUCUCAGUUUGAUGCAGGAACUUCCCAAGCUCUAGGACCUGCGUUGCCUGAGCAAGUGAACACAGAUAUGAGAGAAGGGCAAUCUGAAGAAGAAAAACUCGCAGGUAAUCAGGACGAUGUCUCUCCAAUGGAUAUUGAUGACUUGAACCCCGAAAACAAACCUGCUGUCCAAUCCAAACCAUCGAUCAGUAAUAGCAUCGCUGAACAGGUCCAAGAACCAGAUACAGACAGGACCCACCAAGAGAAUUCUCCUAUUCAUAAUUUUGGUGAUGGUAACAGCAGGAUGGACUCUAUGGUCUCUGUCGACAAUACUUUCUUGGGGGAAGAUGUAUGUAAUCUGGACCGGAUGCAAGUGACUGAUAAUGACUCGGAAAGCAAUCAGGAUAAUCAGGAAGAUCCAGAUGCCAAAAGUAAUGCUGUUGUUCUUUGGAGGAGAUGUGAAUUGCUUACUGCAAAACCCUCUCAGGAGCUGGCUGAGCAACUACGGCUUAUCUUAGAACCCACGCUUGCUAGCAAGCUCAGUGGUGACUACAGAACAGGUAAAAGGAUCAACAUGAAGAAGGUUAUUCCGUACAUAGCAAGUCACUAUCGGAAAGAUAAAAUUUGGUUGAGGAGGACAAAACCAAACAAGCGUGAUUAUCAAGUAGUUAUUGCUGUGGAUGAUUCCCGUAGCAUGUCAGAAAGUGGAUGUGGUGAUUUUGCAAUUAGAGCUUUGGCAACUGUAUGUCGAGCUAUGUCACAGCUUGAGAUGGGAAGUUUGGCUGUAGCAAGUUUCGGGAAGCAAGGGAAAAUAAAGAUGUUACAUGAUUUUGGUCAGUCUUUCACCACAGAAUCCGGCAUUAAGAUGAUCUCAAACUUGACAUUUAAACAAGAAAAUCUCAUUGAAGAUCAACCAGUCGUCAAUCUACUGAGAAACAUGAAUGAAAUGCUAGAGAAUUUGGCCAGCACAAGAAGACAGUCUUACGGGAGCAACCCGCUUCAACAACUUGUACUAAUCAUCGGCGAUGGAAAGUUCCAUGAGCGAGAGAAAUUGAAACGAUCUGUCAGAAGCUUUCUCCAGCAGAAACGUAUGGUGGUAUAUCUUCUUCUCGAUGACUCAGAGCAAUCUGUUCUGGAUUUAGCGGACUAUGUAUAUGAUGGUGAAAGAAGACCCUAUAAGAAAAUGAAUUACUUGGAUUCCUUCCCCUUCCCAUACUACAUUGUGCUAAGAGACAUCGAAGCCUUACCCAGAACACUUGGUGAUGUGUUGAGACAGUGGUUCGAGCUGAUGCAAAACUCGCGGGACUGAACACUUGUUGGAAGAGAAAGGGUCGAGGCCUAUUAGACGUAUAGCUUAGCUUAGUUUGUGAACUAGACUUGUAUACAUUAUAUGCAAUAACUUUAGUUAAUCACAUCAGACCACAAAUGCUGUUAUUGCUACAACAAUAUAUAUAUGAAGAAAGACCCUUUUCUCCUCUC
Messenger RNA from Arabidopsis lyrata subsp. lyrata, 16433 nucleotides. Its product is annotated as midasin. Gene Ontology annotation, biological process: rRNA processing; ribosomal large subunit assembly. The coding region runs from base 88 to 16263 and encodes 5391 amino acids. Gene Ontology annotation, molecular function: ATP binding; ATP hydrolysis activity. The transcript has 76 exons. The record is from RefSeq and is a predicted model, not a curated record. NCBI's taxonomy places the organism in Eukaryota, Viridiplantae, Streptophyta, Magnoliopsida, Brassicales, Brassicaceae. Gene Ontology annotation, cellular component: preribosome, large subunit precursor; nucleus.